Closterium sp. Naga37s-1 is the source of this 819-nucleotide messenger RNA. NCBI's taxonomy places the organism in Eukaryota, Viridiplantae, Streptophyta, Zygnematophyceae, Desmidiales, Closteriaceae. The record is from the annotation of a GenBank genome assembly.
AUGGGGCUACAGUUUAGUGAACGUUGGUUAUUCAAAUUCCAUGUCUUCUCCUUCCUCUUCUCCUUCCCCUUUUCUUCUCCUUCCCUUUCUCCUUCCCCUUCUCUUACACCUUCUCCUUCCCCUUCUCCUUCCCCUUCUCCUUCCCCUUCUCCUUCCCCUUCUCCUUCCCUUCGUAGUUCAGUGACCGUUUGUUAUUCAGAUUCCAUGCAUUCUCCUUCCUCUUCUCCUUCCCCUUCUCCUUCCCCUUCUCCUUCCCCUUCCCUUUCUCCUUCCCCUUCUCUUUCCCCUUCUCCUUCCCCUUCUCCUUCCCCUUCUCCUUCCCCUUCUCCUUCCCCUUCUCCUUCCCUUUGUACUUUAGAGAACGUUGGUUAUUCAAAUUCCAUGUCUUCUCCUUCCUCUUCUCCUUCCCCUUUUUCUUCUCCUUCCCUUUCUCCUUCCCCUUCUCUUACACCUUCUCCUUCCCCUUCUCCUUCCCCUUCUCCUUCCCCUUCUCCUUCCCUUUGUAGUUUAGUGACCGUUUGUUAUUCAGAUUCCAUGCAUUCUCCUUCCCCUUCUCCUUCCCCUUCUCCUUCCUUUUGUAGUUUAUUGACCGUUUGGUAUUCAAAUUCCAUGCCUUCUCCUUCCUCUUCUCCUUCCCCUUCUCCUUCCCCUUCUCCUUCCCCUUCCCUUUCUCCUCCCCCUUCUCUUACCCCUUCUCCUUCCCCUUCUCCUUCCCCUUCUCCUUCCCCUUCUCCUUCCCCUCCUCCUCUUGCUCCUCCUCUUCAUCCUUCUCAUCUUGCCGAUAGGGUGGUGUGCUUGCUACAAGGUGGUGGUGUGUGA